AUGCCUGGUCGCUUCCCCGAUGAAGAGUCCGGCUCGGGCGAGUCCGAGUCACUCCUUGGCCGAGGUCACAAGAGAGUUAAGCGCUUCUGGGAUGGAUUCGUCGACUUUGCUUUCCAGGAUGACAUUCUCAAGAUUGCCGUUGGUUUGAUUCUUGCGGCUGCCUUCACCGACUUGGUAAAGUCAUUUGUGAGCGAUGUGCUCAUGCCGCCCAUUUCAAUUAUCUUGCCAUUGAACAAGAACAUAGAGGAGAAGUUUGCCGUUCUGCAAAGGGGACCCAAUUACAACACAACCACAGGCUACAACACAUUGCACCAAGCACAAGAUGACGGUGCUGUUGUCCUAGCUUAUGGUCAAAUGAUAUCCUUCCUUGUACUGGGUAUCGCCUUGUAUGGACUCGCCCACUUGUGGCAGCUUGCCUCGUCCGAGCCCAUCAUCAAGCAUACUAAGAAGUGCAAGUAUUGCAGACAACGUAUCAACGAGAAGUGCACCAGCUGGCUUGAUGGAAGAGAAGACCGCACCUGA
Fusarium graminearum PH-1 is the source of this 522-nucleotide messenger RNA. RefSeq lists its product as uncharacterized. The coding region runs from base 1 to 522 and encodes 173 amino acids. The transcript is spliced from 4 exons. The record is from RefSeq and is a predicted model, not a curated record. Gene Ontology annotation, molecular function: mechanosensitive monoatomic ion channel activity. NCBI's taxonomy places the organism in Eukaryota, Fungi, Ascomycota, Sordariomycetes, Hypocreales, Nectriaceae. Gene Ontology annotation, biological process: monoatomic ion transport; intracellular water homeostasis.